AUUGUCCGUUCUACCAGCUGAGCUGACGUUUCAUAAUCAGAUGAUUACGUAGAUUAUUUUGAUUUUUGAAUUUCAUUAAAGGUGUUGUCUGCUAUAGGUUAUAGUUGACGAAUAAUAUUUAUUUUAAAUUAUCAUGAAAUAUUUUGGACAGUUGAGUCUCUGUUAAUGAGUGUGUUAUUUGUGUUUUAACCUUCUAUAUAGACUAAUUUUGUUGGAAGUGUAAUAACUCAGAAAUAUGUCUGAUAAGGAUCAUGCUCCUCUGAGCCCCGCUUGUGUGAGAGCAUUGCAUGAAAAGCAAUAUGAGAAACGUAAAGCCGCUGCACAAGAAAUUGAGAAAAUGGUGAAGGAAUUCGUUGCCGUUAACAACACUACGCAGAUACGAAGAAUACUGAAGGUUCUAGGUCAGGACUUUGCAUUAUCACAAAACCAUAAUUCUCGAAAAGGCGCCCUAAUUGGCUUGGCUGCUGUUGCUAUAGCAUUGGGAAAGGACACAUCAGAUUACACAGAAGCCUUGAUCCGUCCUAUACUUGCCAAUUUCAGCGAACAAGACUCGAGGAUACGCUACUAUGCGUGCGAAUCGCUGUACAAUGUGGUGAAAGUGUCACGCGGGGCAGUGUUGCCACAUUUCACUGAAAUAUUCAGCGCACUCAGUCGAUUGGCUGCCGAUCCCGAUCAGACUGUUAAAAAUGCUCUCGAACUUCUCGAUCGUUUGAUGAAGGAUAUUGUGACGGAGAGCGCAACGUUUGACCUGGUGGGAUUCAUGCCUCUGCUCAGGGAACGCAUCUAUACAAGCAAUACAUUUUCUCGGCAGUUCCUGGUGUCAUGGCUUUCUGUGUUAGAUGCUGUGCCAGAUAUAGACUUGAUUCUCUUCCUUCCAGAAAUCCUGGAUGGUCUCUUCCAUAUUCUAGAGGACCCUACUUUUGAAAUAAAAAAAAUGUGUGAUACUGUGUUAUCAGAAUUUUUACGAAGCAUAAAACAAGAUCCAUCGAGAGUUGAUUUUCCAGCGAUGAUCAAUAUUCUAAUCAACCAUUCGCAAGCAUCAGAUGAACUCUUACAGUACACUGCGAUUGUUUGGAUCAAAGAAUUCGUUCAGUUAUCCAAGCAAGAGAUGUUACCAUACACGUCGGGAAUUCUGAUGGCAAUAUUUCCAUGCCUUUCCUACGAGAACGACUCAAGAAAAAAUAUAAAAGAAACUGCAAAAGAAGUGAACGUUAGUCUUCUAUCUCUUGUUAUUUUGGAAACAGAUUUCACCGACUCAUCCAAGCAGAAAGAAUCCAAGUUAGACCUAGAAUCUGUAGUUGAUGUUCUCACUAAAAAUCUGCUACACACAUCAGUGCAAACCAAGGUUGCAAUACUACAGUGGAUUUACCAGUUGUACACAAAACUGCCAAACAGGAUGAUGGAUCACGUGGAAUCAGUUUUUCCAGUUCUGUUGAAGGUGCUAUCCGAUUCUUCAGAUCAUGUGGUUCAGAACACACUGCAGGUGAUUGCGCAAAUAAUAACACUGCCCCAUCACUCCAAAUCUGGCGAUGCUGGUAGUGUGAAUACAGUUGAAGAGAAAGACUACUAUUUCAGAAAGUUUAUAAUUAGCUUAUUGAACCAAUUCAGCUGUAACAGGGUUUUACUAGAGGAGAGAGGAUCCUUCAUAAUCAGGCAUCUCUGUGUUAUUCUCAAUUCUGAGAGAAUCUAUUGUAUGCUGGCAGAAAUAUUACUGAAAGAGGAGAAUCUGAAAUUCACGAGCACCAUGAUAGAAGUGUUAAGCACCAUCCUACUCACAUCAUCAGAGCUCUUUGAGCUUAGAACAAAACUAAAAGAAUUCAAUACAGAGGAAAGUUGUAAUCUGUUCCUGUGUCUGUACAACCCAUGGUGUCACAACCCCAUUGCAACGAUCGCUCUGUGUCUUCUCACACAGAACUACGUCCAUGUCUGCGAUCUGAUUCGCGUCUUUGCUAGCAUGGAGAUAACUGUAGACUUGCUGAUUGAGAUUGAUAAACUAAUUCAACUAAUAGAAUCGCCAAUAUUCACAUAUGUGAGAUUGGAGUUAUUGGAAGUUCCCCACAACGGACCGCUUGUCAGAGCACUGUAUGGCCUUCUCAUGCUGUUACCACAGACGCCUGCCUUUCAUACGUUGCGCCAUCGGCUGGACUGCAUUCCCAAAUUACAACUUCAUGCUGGCAACAGUAAAAACUCAACGGCCAGGAGAGAAGAUGAUCGAAUCAAGUUUAAACAAGUGAAUUUCGAUAAACUUCUUGAACACUUCAUUAAAGUGCAGGAGAGACAUAGACAGAAGAAAAUAUCGACAAGGAGAGAAGAGCUGUACGAAAAAAGCAUCAAGUUUGUGGAAGCGUGAUUGUAUUUAAACCAAAGUUCAUAAGGUGUCUAGUAGUUUAUUUUACGCAGUAUAAGUUCAGGGUGAAGCCAAGGUACUUUAGUAUUCUUUAGCAAUUUAUUAAAAAAUCCUAACCGGAAUCUACCUUGAGCAUCGAAUAACAUUCGAGCCUGAAUUUAUCAUUCUGUUCGAAUACUAUGAUACCUUCAACCAACAAAAAAGUAAAAACUAAUUUUGCAUCAUUUGGAUAAUUUGUGACUCAUGUGUAUGACUUGAAUUCAGACGUUAAUCUAUCUUGCAAGAAAUACCUAUAUCGUCAGCUUUGUUAAGUUAAGUCUAAAUUUAGAAUCUUUGAAAUUAAUAAGCCUAACGGCUUUAUUUGUUGACACAAUUACCGAUUAGAAAUAAAUUUAAUUUGAACGAUUACAUUUCGACAUUUGAAAAUACUAAUUUUUGGGGACAAAAUUGUUGUUUUAGUCGAUAUAUUGGCGACUCCCUUUCAUUAAUAUAGUCCAACAAUAUAGAUUGGACUCUUCCAUGCGUGAAUGCAAACAAUCCAUAAGUAAUGUAACAUGAAUAUCAAAUGCAAGAUGAAUAUAAUUUGCAACUAUUGAAGCUGGUAAAGUACUCGUAUAUAUGUGGGUUACUGUUUACUGAUCGACAUAUUAAUGAUUUAUUUUUAUGCAAAAAUAUGUAGUUAUGUAGUAGCAUUAUUAAUAAAUAUAUAUUUAGUUAAUAGCAGCUACAAUAUGUGAACAUGUGCAAUCAUUUCUUCAUUUCUUGUAGGUUAUUAAAGAGAAACUUAAUUCUGAAAAUCAAUAUGUAAAAUUGGAAUAGAAAAGUUAGUAGAUGUUACAGUAACUAACUUUGUAAUCAUAACCAUGGCUAUAUAUUUACUGUAGUAGAUGUGAUUAAGAUCCGGUGUUCUGAUCAGUCAUUGUGUAAGCUGUAAGGUAUGACUUGAGCAGACUAAAUUAAUUCUCAAUUGAGAUAAUAAACAUGAACUUUCAAUAUUUUUAACUGGAAAGUACCUAAGUGAUUUAACAAGAAAUUUGAUGGAAUAAAUAAGUAUAAAAGAAAUUGUAAUUUCUUAAAGAAAAAUCGAUUUAGUAUUGAAUGAGAUGUAAAUUGUUGAAUGUUUAUUUUCUAAAACUAAUCUACAUUCCUGUAUAUUAAAUUUAAUCUGAUUAAUAUAGAAUAAUUAACAAUAAUUAUGUAAACUGCAGGAAAGACUGAAUAAAUCUGAAUCCAUUUUAAUGAA
Nilaparvata lugens (brown planthopper) is the source of this 3590-nucleotide messenger RNA. Its product is annotated as protein VAC14 homolog. Gene Ontology annotation, biological process: phosphatidylinositol biosynthetic process; positive regulation of kinase activity. The transcript has 15 exons. The record is from RefSeq and is a predicted model, not a curated record. Lineage: Eukaryota; Metazoa; Arthropoda; Insecta; Hemiptera; Delphacidae. Bases 236 to 2350 code for a protein of 704 amino acids. Gene Ontology annotation, cellular component: endosome membrane; PAS complex.